This is a messenger RNA of Athene cunicularia (burrowing owl), 523 nucleotides long. It is a transcript of the gene MIX23, whose product is annotated as coiled-coil domain containing 58. The record is from RefSeq and is a predicted model, not a curated record. Gene Ontology annotation, cellular component: mitochondrial intermembrane space; mitochondrion. Bases 1 to 255 code for a protein of 84 amino acids. The transcript is spliced from 3 exons. NCBI's taxonomy places the organism in Eukaryota, Metazoa, Chordata, Aves, Strigiformes, Strigidae.
AUGGAUGCUCACACCAGCAGAGAGAGAAUCAUCAAAAACUGCAUUGCUCAGACUUCCAGUGUAGUGAAAACUCUCAGAGAAGAGAGGGAAAAGGCCCAGGAUGAUGUAGCAUUAUUAAAGCAACUCAGGAAAGAGCAGACAAAGUUGAAACUGAUGCAGUCGGAACUGAAUGUUGAAGAAGUGGUAAACGACAGAAGCUGGAAGGUAUUUAAUGAACGUUGCCGAAUUCACUACAAGCCUCCGAAGAGUCAAUGAUGUGGGGUAUUUUUCAUCAAGGUGGUCCAUAACCAUGAGAGCCAAACUGGAAAGAGACCUUGGGUGAGCUGUAUUGGGACCCUCCAGAACCAGUAGAACCCAGUCUUAUUUGUUUUGGACCUGCUUAGCUGAAAUACUAAGGUUGAAGUGAUUCUCCUGUAAUUAAGAGAAAACAACUCAUCUUUUGUACAAAAUAUGUGAACAAAUGAGUUUUAUAGUAUUAAAAUAAUUUUCAAAUGGAAUGCGAAACUGGCAUCUUUCUUGAACU